UGAACCACCAACCAAACCACGGAUGAUGAUGACACCCUUCCCCUCACACAACCAGGACCUCAGGAAGGGGAGAAGUUAUCAGUACAUCCGAGGAAGGGAGGGUGUGUGACUGAGUGGUUGCCGGGAACUGAAAAGGUGAAACAGAACCAGCCUGCUCACCAGGAGCAAGGGCUCCUCCAGUUGCUUGUAUUGCUUGCUGGCUGCUUCCUCUUCUUCCAUUUUUUUUUUUUUUUAGCAGCUCAGAGGCCGCAGGAGUCAGGGGGCACAGCCUCUUCUCCGAGAGACCCAGGAGGCCGGACCACCAGCUUCCUCAUUCCUCAGGACCCAGAUACCCAGUGCUCACCCCCAUGGAGCCCUGUCGGUCCCUGGCCCUGCUGGCUGGCUCCUUGGCCCUGACAUCUGUCCUCGUUGCUAUGAGCACAGAUUUCUGGUUUGUGGCCAAGGGGCCCCACUAUUCAUCUCACUCUGGCCUCUGGCCAAAGGGGGAUCAGCACUCCGUAGCAGGCUACAUCCGUGCGACACAGACCUUCAGCAUCCUGGCUGCCCUGUGCGGCCUGGUAUCCGUGGUCUUCCUGGUCCUGUCCUGCAUCCCCUCGCUGUCUGCCCCGGGCCGCGGCCCCCUGGUCUCUUGCAUUACAACCUUCACUGCAGCCCUCUCCAUGUUGGUGGCCAUGGCGGUCUAUACCAGUGAGCGGUGGAACCAACCUGCGAACCCCCAGGUCCAGUCCUUGUUCGGCUGGUCCUUCUACGUGGGCUGGAUCUCGGUUCCCCUUUUUCUCACUACAGGUGGCCUGAGUCUGGCUGCCCACUGCCAGGUCCCCCGGCCGGGCUACGACACCCUGUGAGCUGCAGGUGAAGACAGUGGGUCUGAAGGCAACGUCAGGAACGACAGGGCCCCCUGGCCCUCCCUCGGCCCUCUCCCCAGCCCUUCCAUAGCCCCUUGGUUUGUGUCUUCAUUCAUUCAAAAAAUAGAUGGCUGGAAUCUG
Molecule: messenger RNA, 986 nt
Organism: Artibeus jamaicensis (Jamaican fruit-eating bat)
Lineage: Eukaryota; Metazoa; Chordata; Mammalia; Chiroptera; Phyllostomidae
Gene: NKG7
Product: natural killer cell granule protein 7
Exons: 4
Coding region: 348-845 (165 amino acids)
Cellular component (GO): plasma membrane
Source: RefSeq, a predicted model, not a curated record